Messenger RNA from Saccharomyces eubayanus, 1197 nucleotides. RefSeq names its product mitogen-activated protein kinase SMK1 (gene SMK1). Gene Ontology annotation, cellular component: nucleus; cytoplasm. Gene Ontology annotation, molecular function: ATP binding; protein serine/threonine kinase activity. The record is from RefSeq and is a predicted model, not a curated record. Gene Ontology annotation, biological process: protein phosphorylation; intracellular signal transduction. The transcript has a single exon. NCBI's taxonomy places the organism in Eukaryota, Fungi, Ascomycota, Saccharomycetes, Saccharomycetales, Saccharomycetaceae. Bases 1 to 1197 code for a protein of 398 amino acids.
AUGGAUGUAUGCAGGGCCUCAAGAAUGAAUCGCAUGCUCACGGACAACACCAGGGCUCUGAAUGUGCCCCCCAGUCUCGCUCCCCCUCAGGAGAGGACCAUUUUCGCCAAGGAGAGGAUAUCCAUUCCAGGGUACUAUGAGAUCAUCCAGUUUCUGGGCAAGGGCGCCUAUGGAACCGUGUGUUCUGUAAAGUUCAAGGGCCAGAAUCCACCCGCUAAGAUUGCAGUCAAGAAGAUCAGUAACAUCUUUAACAAGGAGAUUCUUUUAAAAAGGGCGAUUCGCGAGUUGAAAUUCAUGAAUUUUUUCAAAGGUCAUAAGAACAUCGUCAAUCUGAUCGACCUCGAGAUUGUCUCCAGCUCGCCCUACGAUGGACUGUACUGCUACCAGGAGCUGAUCGACUACGACCUCGCUAAAGUGAUUCACUCCUCCGUGCAGCUAUCGGAGUUCCACAUUAAAUAUUUUCUUUACCAGAUCUUGUGCGGGUUGAAGUACAUACACAGUGCAGACGUCAUCCAUCGGGACCUGAAGCCCGGAAACAUCCUGUGCACUUUGAAUGGGUGCCUGAAGAUCUGUGAUUUCGGUCUCGCUAGAGGUAUCCAUACCGAGUUUUUCCAAUGCCAAACAACAAAUUCCGCUGUGCAGCCCCAUAUAACCAACUACGUUGCUACGAGGUGGUACAGAGCACCUGAGCUGCUUUUGUCUAACCAACCGUACGACAAGUCCAUCGACAUCUGGGCCGUCGGCUGUAUCCUUGCGGAAUUUUAUGCCCGGAAACCUGUCUUCAUGGGACGAGAUUCCAUGCACCAGGUUUUCGAGAUCAUUAAAGUAUUGGGUACCCCCGAAAAGGACCUUCUAAUCAAGUUUGGCACCAUUAAAGCCUGGAAUCUUGGCAAAAACAGCAACAACCCUGUAUAUAAAAAAAUCCCAUGGUCUAAUAUGUUCCCCUUUGCGUCGCACGAAGCCAUAGACCUCAUCGAAUCGCUACUCCAUUGGGACUCCACGCACAGGCUGAACGUGGAACAAGCCAUAUCACAUCCGUUCCUAACUGAUGUACGGAAACCGGACGACGAACCAGUGUGUCUACAAGGCCCCUUCGACUUCACUUAUGAAUCCGAGUUGAGUUCCAUGUCCAAAUUAAGAGACCACCUGAUUAAGGAAGUCGAUGAUUUCAAAACCGAGCUAUUCUCAUCCCUGUAA